AUGGACACCUACAUUAUUACCUCUAGAGUUGGUGUUGAUUUGCCCCUAAGAUGCAUGCAAAGCAGGCCUCAAUUGGGUUCUCAACUCUUCGUUCUCCUUAAAGCCAUUAAAGAAGUAGCACAUGAGCUAGAGGUCUCCAUAUAUGCGAGGAAAAAUACCAAUGCCAUGGAUAGAUCUUCCCCUCCUCUCGAGCUUCUCACCCAUGAUUCCAAACCUAGCAUCCAAUGA
Messenger RNA from Prunus armeniaca (apricot), 228 nucleotides. NCBI's taxonomy places the organism in Eukaryota, Viridiplantae, Streptophyta, Magnoliopsida, Rosales, Rosaceae. The record is from the annotation of a GenBank genome assembly.